This is a messenger RNA of Brassica napus (rape), 882 nucleotides long. RefSeq lists its product as uncharacterized. Bases 1 to 882 code for a protein of 293 amino acids. The record is from RefSeq and is a predicted model, not a curated record. The transcript is spliced from 3 exons. Lineage: Eukaryota; Viridiplantae; Streptophyta; Magnoliopsida; Brassicales; Brassicaceae.
AUGCGUCUUGUCAAUUGUCUCUCAGAAACUUUUCCAUUCUUUCAACAUAGAAGAGAUGCUAUCGGAAGAUUAGGUCUAUCUCCACUACAAAAGUGUACGGCAGCACUUCGUAUGCUUGCUUAUGGCUGUGCCGCUGACGCCGUUGACGAAUAUCUCCGACUUGGUGAAACCACAGCACUUUCAUGUUUAACCAAUUUCACAGAAGGGGUAAUCCAGUUAUUUGGAGAUGAGUAUCUACAAAGGCCCAAUCCAGAGGAUCUUCAACGACUGCUCGAUAUUGGAGAGAUACGCGGGUUUCCUGGGAUGAUAGGCAGCAUCGACUGUACAUUAAACGAUAUUAACGUCCUCGAUCGAUCUCCUGUUUUUGAUGACAUUUUCGAAGGUAGAGCUCCAAGGGUACAAUACCAGGUCAACGGACACCAUUAUGGUUUGCCUUACUACCUCACAGACGGUAUAUAUCCAAGAUGGUCAACAUUUAUCCAAUCUAUCUCAAACCCUCAAAGUCCAGAAGAACAGUUAUUUGCUGAAGUACAAGAGUCAACCCGAAAAGACGUGGAGCGUGCUUUUGGAGUAUUGCAAGCUCGAUUUGCAAUAGUCAAAAACCCGGCUAUUUUGUGGGACAAGAGACAAAUCGGGAUGGUUAUGCGAACAUGUAUCAUACUGCACAAUAUGAUCGUAGAAAAUGAAAGCAAUGGAUAUACUCAGUGUGAUAUAUCAGAGUUUGAAGAAGGCGAAUCGAGUAGAACUUCAGAGGUGGAUAUGUCAUAUGCUCGCAAGCCUUCAAAUCUCUGUGCUAUGCUUGAAAUUCGUAGCCAAAACAAAGAAGAAACAAGAAACAAGAUAGGAACAGACUCUCAAGGUGGCCUUGUACAAGAGAAGUAG